Molecule: messenger RNA, 2461 nt
Organism: Porites lobata
Lineage: Eukaryota; Metazoa; Cnidaria; Anthozoa; Scleractinia; Poritidae
Source: the annotation of a GenBank genome assembly
GAAUGACCCUUGUAAUUCCCAUGACAAGUUUGUGGUCGUUUACGAUGGAAGAUCAGUGUUUGGAUGAGGACGAGACAUUGCUUGCGGACGAAUGGGAAUCACCUUCUGAAGAACUUAAUUUUCUUUGUAAUAACCUAGGGGAGGAAGGUGAGUACAUUUUUAUACAUCUAAUUGAAUUCCCCUUUUCUUUUUAAUCUCAAAACAACACCUUAUUAUGCAUGAAAAGUACAGCCAAAGGCUGAGUGCAUAUAUUCAUCCUUAAUUCGUAUGCAUCUAUCAAGCCUGACUGAUUGUUUGAGUUAAGCAGGAUCCCUUUGUCUUCGCUUGUUUAAUUUUGCAAAGUUUAGUCUUGAAAGGGUCUCGGGUUAUUUAAAAAGCACUUAAUAUUUGUGCCCUGACCUAUUUACUUAUUCAUCUCCUGUUUCAUAGAUAUAUAUCGCGUGAAAGACAGAGGAAUCAAAAGGAAGGAAUCCAGUAGUAAUGUUGUAGUAGGAAGCGAAACCGCUCCAGUUUCGCCGGUGGAUCAACGUCGCUUUAUAUUACAGGUAACGUUUGAAAAGUUACGGCGAUUGGAAGACCCGGAAGCCUGUCUGAGACGAACAGUUUUGAUAAACAAUACGUUGAAAAUGCUUCACAAGCAGAUUUACGCAGAGGAAAACCCAUUUGUUUGCGGUGGGCUCGCGACACUACAGCCAAGCGAAUGUACAGCCAGAGAGGAAGCAUCCCCAUCAAAUCCCAAGGUGAUACGGUUAAGUUUUGAUAACAAUGUCACGGAAGAAGCUCGGACAAAACGCGUUGAUAAUAGCACGGCUUUGACACCAGGGGAAAACCUCUGCAGUGGAUGUACGCUUUCAGAUGUGUAUACGGAGGAGGUUGAAGACGAUGUCUUUGAGCCAGCGGAGGAAAUUUCGUCCGACCGAGAGUCAAUAUUUGGUGAACUCGACAAUGUAUUUCAUAGCUAUAUUUGCGCCCUUGAAACGUGAGUUUUAAAUUUAUACAUGCCCUUUUGGAAAUGGCUAAUGUUUGUACUAUACAUUUGUGUAUCACCACGGAGUUUAUUUAAAUUUAUACCUCCCGAGGUGGUAAUAACAUAAGCUUAUAUUUAUACAUCUUUGUACAUAGCAGCUCAUGUAAAUUGCGCUGAUCCCUAUAUAAAGAUCAAGAGAUAUUUUAUGUACUAACUUAUUAGGCAAAAGAUCGAUCUAUAUUGCAUGUUGUGUAGAAAAGUCGUCUUGCAAACUUGUCAUAUUUACUUCGUCCGCAUGUAGCUGUAAGCUGUAGUAAUUAUUCGUGGAAAAUUGCAAUAUCGACUGUCGUCGUGUCAAUCACGCAUGAUAAUCACGCGUAGAUGUUCUCGAGGGUAUUAUCUCUCUAAAAGGCAAAUCAUUUGUGUUUUUUACACUUUGAGAUAAGGAAAUAACACACCAUAGAGAGUCAAUAUUAACACGAAUAGCUUUUCAAAUCAACUCAUCCCGAAUAAAAAUAAAUAAGUGCUGAAUAAAACUGACGCGCCAAAUUUGUGCCAACAUCUAAAAAAUAACAUCUUUCAAAGUCCCUUUUUUGCGACGCAUAGCCACUUAAGUGCCAAGACAGGAAAAUGUGUAAAUUUGAAUUUCAGCUCCUUCACUUUGUGGUUUUAGAAGAUUUUCCGUUGCAGUUUUCCUUCAUUAAAAUGUUUUGAUAGUUGCGUACGAUCCGUUUUUAAAGUAACUCUUCCGACAUUUUUGUCGCUUUUGAAUACUGAUUGCCCUAACGAAAGCCCUUUUGGAAUUCAGUGAAAUGAACAAGCGUAUAGGAACGUAGUUACACUAUAGUUGUUUGCAUCGUUGAUUGUGAAGUACCGAGAGAUUUUGAAAUGCCGUCUUAUUUUUGAAGGGGAAAAACGCGCUGUAUUGUAACUAAACUAUUUUGUUCAGCAUGAUCUGAGCUGGUUGACUUAACCCAGGCUGCCCUUGUCUUCUGCAGUUCAUUUGUAUCAAACUCUUUUGAUUUCCAAAUGGAGAGGUCCCCUGCUAUUAAGGUGCCAAGGUGGGGGGGUGGGGGGCAUACUCUUAGGAAUUCUUGGUCGGGGUGUGCUGGUAGUGCCCAGUUGUCCAAAUUCUGACCUUAUUUCAGACCAAAAAUGUCUUUAUUCACACCCGUUUUCAGACCUGGCCUCUAAAAUCCAUCCUCGAUUUCAGACCUGGCCUCUAAGAAAUAGUUUCAUCAUGAUUACGUAGAGUAGAAAAGCAACAAAAAAGAUUUCUUAAAAUCCAUUUUGAAUUUGCAUAUUUUUCUUUCUUUCUUAGUCAUUUGGAACUGAAAUGAUAAGUACGUUCAUACAGCCUCGGUGGUUCGCUUGAAAACCAUACCCAAUUCCAGACCUAAAUAGGCUAAGUCUAUACCUGUUUUCAGAUCAAAGUGCCACAAAACCCCUACCCUUUGGGGAAGCACUUAUCUUUGUGGCUUAAAUAAGGGAGUG